Striga asiatica is the source of this 300-nucleotide messenger RNA. NCBI's taxonomy places the organism in Eukaryota, Viridiplantae, Streptophyta, Magnoliopsida, Lamiales, Orobanchaceae. The record is from the annotation of a GenBank genome assembly.
AUGUUCGAUUAUUUAAAUUUAACAUUAGCUUCUCGUUUAUGUAUGGGUCAGUUCAUUAGAUGUGCUAUGUUUUGGAUCACUGGACUAGAGAAAGUGCGAUUUUAUCUUUGUUUUUACCUUCAGGGACUGAUUGGGCAGUAUGCAGUACCCAUUCUUGAAGAGAAAUCUGUUUGGGGCACCACAGCUCCUACAAUAAUAGCAUACAUGGACACCCAGGAUAUCACCCGAUUAACAUUUAUAGCUCUGCGCAAUGAGAAUAUCACUGGAAAACUUCUCACAUUUGCUGGACGUCGUGUCUAG